CAGCAAAGACCAUCAUCAGGAAGCUUGGGGAACAUCAGAGUCUCUCCUCCUCCUCAGAGUCUGUGCAGAGCUGCUGCUCAACAUCGCAGAGUCAUGAGGUGAGAGAAGGCUGAGGUGAUGAGCGAGCAUGUAGUCUUGCUGAGGUCAGCAUGACAGCGGGUCAUCACACCUGAAGAAGACAACUGCCAGCUGAGACGCCGCUCGGCAAAAAGAGGAACUGUGACGUGUGAUGCGUGAGAGAACCUGAGUCUGCCGGCGGAAGGAUGACGGGACAGAAUAUGGAGCGGAGGAGGAGGACGCAUGCGCGGGAGCGCAGCAGGGAGGGGGAGGAAGAGGAUGAUAAUGAGAUUAAGAGAGGAAGAAUAAGGAUGACAGAGGAGCAGGCAGGAGCAGCAAGGGGGACAGAGUAGGGGGACACCUGACCUUUGGAGAGGGGAGCUCAUCUGACUGAAGCACACGCACGCACGCACACACACACACACACACACACACACCAAAGUCAAUACAGCCCAGGCAAAGAGAUCCUGCAGCCAUGACAGAAGCCGACUCUCUGGCUGAAGCUCUGCAGGCUCUCUACGUGAGCACCGAGCUGGUGGAGGAUGAACUCAGACCUCAUCUGGACACACUGUUGGCUGCUCUUCUGUCCAAGCAGAAGGACGCUGCAGUGGACAUUUCCAAAAGUGGGAUUCUGCCGGUGCUGGUCCAGGUGCUACGCUCCAGCAGCAAUCUGAGCCGCCAGGUGGCGCUGGUGGUCGCAGAGAUGGCCAGAGACGCUUCUGUCAGAGAGCCGUGUAUCGAGGCCGGUCUGGUGAAGGUUCUGGUUCCUCAUCUGAGCAGCAGCGACCCAGAGAUGCUGCUCAACACCGGCAGAGCCAUCGGACGCAUCUGCUUUGACAACUCACAUCAGCAGGACCAGCUGGUUCAGAGUGGAGUCAUCCCCAGACUGGUCUCCAUCAUGAGGGAGUACCCGGAGAAUGAUCCUCUGGUCAACGUCUGCCUGCUGGCCCUCUGCAACCUGGCGGAUUUGGACUCUGCUCGUGAAGCCUUGACUGAGCUGGACGUUGCAGAGGUUCUGACCUUUCAGCUGAAUCGGGCGCCUGAUUCUGAACGUCGCCACGUCAUCCUGGAGAUUCUGGGCUCGCUGGGCGAGAGCGACGUUCUGAAGCUGCAGUUUGCUGAGUCAGGGAUCCCGGAGGCGCUGUCAGACAUGAUCCGGGCUCUACAAGGAGGAUCUGAUCCACAUGACCUCUGCAGCAUCAAGAUCGCCUCCAACCUCAUUGUGUCACUGCUCUUAGGAGAUGAGUCGAUGCAGAAGUGUUUCGGGGAGGGGUCCGGCCGGGUCUACCAAGACGUCCUGUCCUGGCUGCAGAGCUCCAAUACACAGCUGCAGCUGUCCGGCGCCCUCGCCAUCGCCAACUUCGCCAGGAACGACAGCAACUGUGUGAAGAUGCUGGACCUUGGCGUGGUGGCUCACAUCCUCACCCUGCUGGAGCAGCACGUAGACGAGGGAGAUGUGUCCGUGCAGCACGCUGGACUGAGCGCGCUCAGAAACCUGGCCAUUCCUGCUGCUAACAAGGUGAAGAUGCUGGAAGACGGUGUGACCCAGCGCAUCAAGACUCUGCUGCGCUCAGACAUGCCGCCGGUCCAGUUCAAGCUGCUCGGGACGCUGCGGAUGAUGGUCGACGGACAAGAGGAGACAGCUCUGGUCCUGGGUCGAGAUGCACAGCUGCUGUCCCGGAUCAUGGAGUGGUGUGAAGCCAAAGACCACGCAGGCGUUCAAGGAGAAGCCAGUCGUCUGCUGGCCGCUCUCAUCAGACACAGUCGUAGUGCUGAAGUCGUGCACACUGUUGCCAAAGCAGAUGGACUUCGACACCUAAUCUCCAUGGCGACGAGUGAACAUGUGAUCAUGCAGAACGAAGCAUUGGUCGCACUGGCGAUUGCCUCUGCGGUUGACGUCGAGGCGAUGAAGAAACCCUUCAGUGAGGCCGGGCUGUUGCAGAUGAUCAAGAAAAUUUUGGAGGAUCCUGCAGGAGCAGUCGAGGUCAAGUUUAGUGCUCUGGGUCUGGUCUGCAGCCUCGCCAGCACAAAUGCGAUGACGGCGGAGCUGCACAGCGUGGACAUGAGGCAGAGUGUGCGCGAGCUGACCGAGCACAGCAGCAGCCGCCUGGCCGCGCAGGCCACUUCCGUUCUGUCUCUGCUUGAAGACAGGAGCUAAACUCACACCCCUGAACCAGGAUGCCCUCUGCUGGAGAGAUGAUGGCAUGUUACAGUGUUGCUACUUCAAGCUAGUUUUCUUGUUGUAGUGUUGAAUAAAUAUC
Molecule: messenger RNA, 2318 nt
Organism: Synchiropus splendidus (mandarinfish)
Lineage: Eukaryota; Metazoa; Chordata; Actinopteri; Syngnathiformes; Callionymidae
Product: rap1 GTPase-GDP dissociation stimulator 1-B
Exons: 14
Coding region: 533-2215 (560 amino acids)
Biological process (GO): positive regulation of GTPase activity
Cellular component (GO): cytosol
Molecular function (GO): protein binding; guanyl-nucleotide exchange factor activity
Source: RefSeq, a predicted model, not a curated record